UGAAACUGAAGCCCACAGGCCACAGCAGGCAGUCGGAGCGUACAGUUGGGAAGAAAACAGAGGCAGAGGCAGAGGAUUGAUUUGUAUAGCGAAGAAAGUCGGGGAUGUCGCUAAUGAUGCGUCCAAUUGUCCGUGAAGCAGUGUCACUCUUUAUUCAACCCACCGCCAAGAAGUCGUUGGCGUCACAGAGCCUCACCUUAUUGAAUCUCCGAAUUCAAAAGCAUGACUUUGGGAAAUUACCAUCAUCGGAGCUGCACGGUCGGGGGUGGUUAAGUACUACUACUACUACUACUACUAAUACUAGUACUAGUCGAGCCACCAACGCCGACGAUGCUGGCGCCAUCGACUCCCCUCUUAUGAAUUCCAUGCAAAACAAGAUCAAGAAACAUCUGAAUGCAGAAACAGUCACUGUAAAGGAUGCUUAUGGGGAUGGUCGGCAUGUCAGCAUUGAUGUCGUCUCUGCAGCCUUUGAGGGCCAAUCUGCUGUAAAUAGGCAGAGGAUGGUAUACAAAGCCAUAUGGGAAGAGCUUCAGAGCAGAGUGCAUGCAGUUGAUCAGAUGACUACCAAAACCCCUAAUGAAGCAGCUGCUGAGAAGUGAUAGAGCGUUGGGAAUAUACAUUCGCAGGCAGAACUUCCUUGAUUGAUUUGCUUACUGAAUGUCCAGUGUUGAAACUAAACUCAUCCCUUUUAUGGUUCUAAAUUAAUCUAAUCAUUCAUCUGACCUGCUGUGCUCUAAGAUUUAUUUAAUUACUACUUUGUCACGCUAGUUUGAAAGAGAUCGGCCAAUUUACUUUUCUAAUGUUUCGUUC
Messenger RNA from Ziziphus jujuba (common jujube), 810 nucleotides. RefSeq names its product protein BOLA4, chloroplastic/mitochondrial. The record is from RefSeq and is a predicted model, not a curated record. The coding region runs from base 105 to 599 and encodes 164 amino acids. Lineage: Eukaryota; Viridiplantae; Streptophyta; Magnoliopsida; Rosales; Rhamnaceae. The transcript is spliced from 3 exons.